Molecule: messenger RNA, 1039 nt
Organism: Clunio marinus
Lineage: Eukaryota; Metazoa; Arthropoda; Insecta; Diptera; Chironomidae
Source: the annotation of a GenBank genome assembly
AUUCAGUUGUUGACUAAAAAUCUCUCGAACAUCUUCAUAUAAAUUUAAAAGUAAUUUGAAAUAAUAAAAUAAAAGAUGAAACGAAUUCUGCUUUGCCUUGGUUUAUUCCUUGUUUUAUCGAAGAGAUGUGAAGGGAAGCUGACUAAAGAAUGUCUCGCUGAUUAUUUGAAGUUCAGUAACAUUCAUGACGACAUUCUUGAUUCAAUCGACCCAUACACUGGCGAUCCCGUCACAUGCUCGAAUGAUAUUAGGUUAAAAAUAGCAGAUUUUUAUGGCGAAACUCGUUCAAAGAUGGAAUCGAAUUUCAAACAAAAACCGUACGCUGAUUGUGCAAUGGGAGAAAUAGAGACGGAAAGAUAUAAAAAUAUUUUACUGAACGCCGAAGUUAUUGAGCUUAAGGGGGUGGGAUUGAAGUUCUGGAAAAUUUCUUCAAAGAAUUCAAAAAUUGAGGAGCUGAAGAAACAAGCUCAAAAUAUCGUUGAAAAUGCUUUGAUUAAAUGCAAAGGUCAAACCGAUUAUGGAGCAUUUUUUGAUACAUUCUAUGAACAGAAAAGAUUUGAACCAAUGUCGGAUGAUUAUGAUUACUGCAUGCGCAAACAUCUCGUGGAGAAAUCAGUCAUAAAUCCCAAUUUGUAUAACUUCAAAAUGAAUCCAAAAAAUGUUAACAUCGGAUAUGAACGAUGUGAAUCCAUCAUGAAGUUAGCUUUGGAGCAAAUGAGAGGAAACAUUGAAAAUUCCGGCUCAAGUUGUGUCAUUGACACUUUCGUCGAUAACGGAUAUCUUGAACAAAUGAUGAAAAUUCAAUUACUUUCAAAGCUUACGCUCACGCAAAGCGAGAAAAAUAAUGAAAAAAAUAACUUCGUUAAUCAAAUGAUUGAAAUGACGCACAAAAUCAUAAGUUGUCCAAAGUCUUGAAUUUUAAAUUAUCUUCAAAUGUUAAAAUAAGUCGUGAGUGUUGUUUAUUCGAAAAAGAGGGAAAUUCUAUCAAUAAAAAUUUGGAAUCAUUCAAAGAUAAGCAUUUUUAGAUAUCUUAAUCCGC